Molecule: messenger RNA, 3858 nt
Organism: Spirodela intermedia
Lineage: Eukaryota; Viridiplantae; Streptophyta; Magnoliopsida; Alismatales; Araceae
Source: the annotation of a GenBank genome assembly
AUGAUCCGGAUCCAGAGCCGGCACAUGGCGCCGUGCGGUUGCCGGUCGUCGUCGUCGCCGGCAACGCGCGGUCCGGUGGACUCGCGAUCGCACGUUUGCGCGGUGAAUCCGCGGAAUGCGUCGGCAACCUCGAGGCUCUCCUUGCGAGUCGAUCUUGCCUCCGACGCGCUGCGGCGGGGGGGGCGGCGGCUCCGGCAGCCUUGUGUGGGGAAGUCAGGUCAGUUCCAUCUCCCCUGCUGCAAGGCCUCAAUCGGGGGCGACAGGGAGAGCAAUGAUGGCGGGGCCGGCGAAACGCCGGAACCGCGCGAGCCGAAGGACGAGGAAGAGUUCAUCCAAGCGUCUCUCCUUGUUUCAGGUCCCUCUCUCUCCUCUCCCUCCGUUUUCCGUACACCUGUCGGAUAUCGCUAUGCUGAUGUCGACAUGUGUCGUAUAACAUGUUCUGUGGAACACUGGCGUCGCGGGGUUGGGCGAUGGCGUGUCUCAGAUUCAUGCUUGCUGAAUGAGAGCUCAUGAUUUGUGUCACUGCCAUUAGUUUGCCCUCAAGCUACAUGGGUGAUCACUUAUCGUCCCGUUUAUCUGAUUGUGUAGAGAUUUGGGACGGAAUUGUUUCUCACUUUUUGAAAUUCUGAGCAGGCAUGUAGCGUCAGGGCAGAGGAGAGGUUUUAACUGUAUAAAAGUUAUCUGAUCUUUUCACUGAGCUAAUACGUCAGGAUGUGUUGCUCGAUUCAUUUCACAAGUAAUGAUUCCGAUUUCAUUUAAUAUGUUUGGAUGAGGUUUCCCUAUUUUCCUUUUUCGACAUAUUCAUUGAUAAACUGAAUCAUAAAAAUCUAGGUUUUUAUAUAUCAAAGCUCUUUCGUUUUCCAUCAUCAAUGAUGUCUACCUCUUCUGUAUCAAGGUGGAAAACUCGAUACAAUCAACAAUUCACAUCCAUGGCUCAGAUAAUUACUUUUGUUAGUACUUUUUUGUCGUUCAGUCUGAAAGAGGCACAUUUUUUCCCCUUUCAUUUUUGCUUAAUUUACUGGAUUUAGAAACUUCUUCCCCGCUGUUAGGCAGGCACAUACUAUUCGUAUGCACAUUUUCAUCAUAGAAACCAUUUUUUACAUCACUUGGUAUCCAUUUCAGGAUAGGUGCUUAGUUAUUCAUCUUACUCUACGUUGAAUGCUAUUGAUCGUUUUUCUUUUCCGCUUGAUGCUAUGAAAUUUGAUAACAUGAGUAAUUUCUCCAUCAAACUUCCUGAGGGAUAUAAAAUUAUAUUUAUUAGUGCAGAAACCAUGAGACACUACAACUUGCGGAAGCAGGGGUUCUUUGAGGAGACAAGAUGGUACUCCUCCAGUCAGAUACUUCCUCUUUCUCUUCAGGCAAAGGGAUCCAAACCUGGUGUUCGAUCUAUCGGCCAUGGUUUUCUUCGUCAAUUUCAGAACCCUACCAUUUUCCUAAAAGUUGCUUGUGAUGGAGACCUAUUGUUGCCCAUUAUUGUUGGUAUGCUGUUUCUUCUUUAGUGUGAUCUUUCUGUGAUUUUUAAUUUACUUGUAUUUCUGAUUUGUACGUGAGCUAUUUUUGUACAGGAGAGUUUGCUAUAGAAAGACUUGUAGAUACUUUAAGCGAUGAGAAUAAUGAGGUAAUGCUUUAACUUACUGUUCUGUUUAUUGGAAUUUAAAAGCAGAUCUAGAAACUGACGUGGCAUAUGCAGGGAUCCCUUGAUCAAUUCAAGUUCGUCAAAAAUCUUGUGGGCACUCUCGGCUAUGAGGUCAGACUGGAAUCAAGCUCGCUAUUUCAUUAUCAAAUUAUUUUCCUAUUGGGCUUUAAAUUCCUCUUUAAUUCAGAUGCACAUAGAUCGAUUUGCGGUAUUGCAGAAAAUUUCAACGCAAAAGGCGUUACUGACAGUGCUCAAUCAUUGUUGAAUUUUCAAUCUGUGAAAUGCUUGAUAGUUAAACAUUGAGUAUGAUUUUUCAUUGCACAUUUUUCUGUGAGAGUCAAUGCCACUAAUUUGCCGAGUUUCUUUUGUUCUUGAUCAUUAUUGGUGCCGUUGUGGCUCUUUCGGAAUGACCGGAGCUUUUAAUCGGAAAACCUUCCCAACUCUUUAGACCUGCGAUCAUUUUAUAGCUGUGCGAGUUAUGUGGAAUUCUUCAACUACAUUUCACCUAUUUUUUCGCAUACUCAGGUAAAGAUGGUGCGGAUUAUUAAGAGAGUUGUCAACACAUACCAUGCACGGAUAUUCCUGGGAAAGGUUACAAACAAAAAACCCCUGCCAGUGCCUCAUCGUCAACAUAAUUUUAGCAGUAUUAUUACGUUCGGUAUCAUGUUUAACUAACUAAUAACGCCGAAUCGUUCCCCAUUUUUUACCUUCGAUAUUUGCAAUUUGCAGCCUUCAGAAGGAGCAACUUUAAGUAUAGAUUCACGUCCGUCAGACGCUAUUCAUCUGGCAAUUAAAUGUCAGGUAUAUCGACAAAAUAUGGCUAUGUUUUUCAGUUUCUUCUAUGAUUAUGCUUGUGCCAUGGUACUAAUAAGCUCGAUCGAUUUUUUAUUAUUUUAUUUUCACGCAUCCUGAUCAACAGGGAUGCCUCGUAGCCAGUGUUACAAUUGGGUGUGGCAGAACUAUUUGAAAAAGGAUUCCCCCCCUACAGACAAAUAGAUAAACACGAAUCGAUUAAUAGUUUGUGGGUGAUGGUGAUGGUGAUGGUCCAGUCAACAAGUAAACAUGAUUCGAAGAUACUUGGGCAAACAAACAAGACUGGAUUUUUUUUCAGUGAUUAUAAUUUUGUUCUCUUCAGCCGAAAAGAAUGGGAACGGGAUGUUAAAUUGAUCUGGCUGCUAACGAUUGUCGAAUCUUUUUGUGGUGGAAAUCCCUCUCACUCCGAUACCAUGAACUGGCUCUAGCUCUUGAGUUUCAUGGUAGGCUGAACCCGUUCUGUUCUCUAUUCAUGUCACAUAACCCUGGCCAAACCCCCAGCUCGAGCCCGGAUUAUGCCCUAAAUUACUUACUUUGAGGAGCAUUUUGUGAUCCAUUGUCCGGAAUUCACGAGCUGAUUUUUUUAAUUAUUUUUUAUUUAUAAAAAUUUUAAUUUAUUUGGGGCCUCGCCGCUGCAUGGAAAAUUUGAUUUACACUGCAAGAACUUUACCCCAAGAAGCGUGAUCAUAAUUUGAUUAGAAAAUGUGUCAAGUCAACGCACUCUGUAGCUGUUAUAUUGUAUACAUUUGAUAAAACCACAAGAGACUACGACAACGGUCUUACCCCUUCGCAGAUAUUCUUUUUCUUAGUAUGGACUUUGACUCUGUGACCGAUUUUCUCACUGUUGCAUUGAUAUCGAGUGCCUCUUUCUCUCUCUCUGAAUCCUUGUGCAGGUACCCAUCUACAUAAGCAAGGACAUCGUCCUCAAAGACGCUAUUAAGAUCGUCUACGGAACAUGGAGAGGAAGCAGUGUGAAGACUGUGUACGACGUUUUGCUGGACAGGUAAUGGGAACAUUUUUAAAAAUAAAAAAAAAUGAAAAUGAAAAUGAAAAUGAAAAUACCCCCAUUGUGGGACCCACAUCCGAACUUCCCCUUCCAGUUGCUUAAUAGGACUGAAACACUUUGACUCCCACUCCAGCGCGCCAGAUGGCCCUGACGUGCUUGCUGAGGAGCUGGACCUGAUUGGGAAGUUGAACGUGGCGGUCACAGAGGAGAGAUUCGAAGAUGCAGGUCUAUAAAAUAAGAUCAUUUAUAUAUUUAAUAAAUUUAAUCUUAGUUAUUGUUAAUGUUUAAUCUUAUUCGAUUUAAGGAAAAAUUGGAAUCUCUCAACCCUACUUCGCUCUUUACUCUUGCAGCUACCUGCAGAGACAAACUUGCCAGGCUCCGGCUCAAGAGGCUCAACUCAUAG